GAGACUCAAUGAGAGAGAGAGAAUUGGAGAACUAGGAGCCCCUGAAGUUUGGGGACUGUCACCAAAGGUUCCUGACCCCGAUUCCGAUGAGCACACACCAGUAGAGGAUGAAGAGGCAAAAUCUAAGAGUAGUUCUUCAGAUUCCAGCUCAGAAGAGGAAAAAAAGAAAAAGAAGAAGAAAAGAAAGAAGAAAAAACGGAAGGCAUCCAAAAGAAAACGCAGAAAACAUUCUGAGGACAGUGACAGCGACUCAGAGUCUGAGCAGGACUCCAGUGAUGAAGAUAAGAAGAAAAGCAAGAAGAAGAAAAAGAAGAACAGAAAGAAGAAGUAUAAGAAAAAGAAAAAUAAGAAAAGCAGGAAGGAAUCCAGUGAUUCAAGUAGUGAAGAUUCUGAUGACGAAAUAUUUCAAGGGGAAGAUCUCUGGAUUGAGAGAUCAAAAAAUACAGAAUCUGAUAGCUUGAUUGGACCAGAAGCUCCCAAAACUCAUGCGUCUCAGGAUGACAGGCCUUUGAACUACGGGCAUGCCCUCUUGCCCGGCGAAGGUGCAGCGAUGGCAGAGUACGUAAAAGCAGGAAAACGUAUACCCCGGAGAGGUGAAAUCGGCUUGACCAGUGAGGAGAUCGCAUCGUUUGAGAGCUCUGGUUAUGUCAUGAGUGGCAGCAGACAUCGCCGAAUGGAAGCUGUGCGUCUGCGUAAAGAGAACCAGAUCUACAGCGCAGAUGAAAAGAGAGCUCUAGCAUCCUUCAACCAGGAGGAGAGGAGGAAGCGAGAGAACAAGAUCCUUGCAAGCUUUCGAGAGAUGGUCUACAGAAAGACUAAGGGCAAGGAGGAAAAAUGAUUCUUUAUUUGAACUGUGCACCAUGGAUUCUACCAAGCAGCAGCUAAACUGUUCCAGUCAUGAUUUGAAAAAAAGCUGCAAGUGCUGCAGUGCCUUUCACCCAACAGGGCCAAGCCUCAGGAGUGGAUUACUUGUGUCAAGGAAACAAUUACUUUUGUUAGAUUUUCUUGGAUGUUUUGUUCACCAUCUACAAGGAAUCACUGUAAAGUGAAAGGCUA
Messenger RNA from Antrostomus carolinensis (chuck-will's-widow), 1056 nucleotides. Its product is annotated as NF-kappa-B-activating protein. The annotation marks the transcript as partial. Gene Ontology annotation, molecular function: chromatin binding. Gene Ontology annotation, cellular component: nucleus. The transcript is spliced from 8 exons. Lineage: Eukaryota; Metazoa; Chordata; Aves; Caprimulgiformes; Caprimulgidae. The record is from RefSeq and is a predicted model, not a curated record. Gene Ontology annotation, biological process: regulation of gene expression.